AUGCAAAUUAUUUCAAAUUUAUUAAUAACAAAAACUUCAUAUAAUAUUCCAAAUGAAUUUUAUGAUUUAAUUAUUAAAAAAUUACUUGAUUCUAAUAUACAAUCUAAUCAACAUUCAUGGAUUAAUUGUAUGAAACAAAUAAUAACAAUUUUAUUUCUUAGAGAACCUAUUCAAAUAUCAGCAAAUGAUUUAAUAAUGAAAUUUCUUCAUUCAUUAGCUGAUCAAAUUCAAUGGCCAUUGUAUAAUAUUGAUUAUCAAUCAAAAUUAAAUGAUACAUCAUGGAAAAUAAUAUUCAUUCGAAUGUUAGCAUUAAUAAAUACUUUAUUAACUCAACGAAUACAAAAACACGAAUGUAAUAAUUUAUCAUCAAUAAAAAAAAUUCAUAAACAAAAAAAUACUUUUAUUACAAAUGAUGAUGAUGAUAAUGAAACUAAUAAUGAAAAUUCUUUUAUAUCAUCAUCAUCAUCAGCAGCAGCAGCAGCAUCACCAAUAACAUCAACAGUAUCACGACAAUUAUUUGAUAACGAAGAUGAAGAUACAAUAGAUAGUCCAGAAGAUCAUCUUACAUUUAUUCAACCACAACAGUCGGAUCUUAGCCAUCUUGAAAAUGAAUUACUUCAAUUAAAUUCGUUUUUUUAUUCAAUUGAAAAAUGGAUUGAAACAUUCAUUUAUGAGGAUCAUUCAUUAUAUGAUGAAAAUCUUGUUUUAACAAGCAUUCUAACUUGUACUCGUAUGAUGUAUGUUUCAACAAUUCUAUGUUCAAAAUAUGUCGAUCGAAUCUUUGAACUUUCUAAAAUAUGUACAUAUUCAUCUGUACGUUCUGCUUUAAUUGUUUCUCUUGGUGAUCUUCUUCUUCGACAUCCAAAUAUACUUGAACCAUUUACACCACAAUUUUAUGCACAAAUUCAUGAUAAAGAUUUAAAUGUUGGUGAAACAGCAUUAUGUACUAUUGCAAUACUUAUUUUACGAGAAAUGAUUAAAGUACGUGGUUAUAUUAGUGAAAUAGCAUUAUGCUUAUUUCAUUCUCAUACACCAAUAUCAAGUAUAGCUCAACAUUUUUUUGAUGAAUUAUCUUUACGUCAACGUGGUAUGGCUUUAUUUAAUGUUUUACCUGAUAUUAUAUCACGUUUAUCAAUGAAUAAUAUAUGUACACUUGAUUUAUUUCAUCAAAUUAUUUCCUAUCUUUUUUCAUUUAUAAAAAAUGAUCGUCAUUGUGAAAUAUUGGUUAAACGUCUUUGUAGACAAUUUAAACAAGCAAGUGGUGAUGAUCGAAAACGUGCAAAUAUUGCAUUUUGUCUUAGUAAACUUAAUAUAAAAACAUUAGCAUCAUAUCGUAUAUUAAAAGAAAAUUUUCCACAUAUUAUGGAAAAAAAUGAACAAAAUGAAGAUGAUUAUGAUAAAGAAGAACAUUUAGCAUGGAAAAAAUAUCUUAUGCCUGUUCUUAAUGAUAUUGAACGACGUUUAAAACCAACAGAACUGAAUUCAUCAAAAUCUUUAUCAUCUUCAACAACACCGAAACGAAAAGUUAGUCGCUUAUCUUAA
This is a messenger RNA of Rotaria sordida, 1542 nucleotides long. The record is from the annotation of a GenBank genome assembly. NCBI's taxonomy places the organism in Eukaryota, Metazoa, Rotifera, Eurotatoria, Philodinida, Philodinidae.